AUGCAUAAUAAUUAUAUUUAUCCUCUGAAUUUAGACUUUGUCAAAUCUUACGUUGAAAAACAAACUCCUGGAAAUGCGAAUAAAGAGCUUAAAGUACUAGCUGAUCAAAUUCCAAGUGUUUUGGACAAAUGUCGAGAACCAACUACUCUAAAGAAGUAUACUUGUUAUUUUAACCUUUGGAAAGAUUGGGCCGAGCGAUACUCAUUAAAAUGUUUCCCGGCCGACGAAUUCCAGGUGGCAUUAUUUCUGUUGAGUUUAAUUCAAGGUGAUGCGUCUAUUAGUAUAAUCGAAAGCUGUUUCUAUGCCAUAAAGUUUCACCACAACAUCAUUUCAUGUCAUGAUCCUUGCGAAGCUCCUAUCGUUAAAAACAUGCUUGAGGCGGCAAAAAGAAUAAAGAAGCAACAAGUGAAGAAGAAAGAUCCUAUAACAGUAGACCACCUUAAUUCGAUUUUUAAUUAUUUGGGAGGUGAAAAUGCCGAUUUGAAGAAUUUAAGAACACUAGUGAUAUGCUUGAUAGGAUUUAGUGGCUUCUUAAGAUUUAAUGAAAUUGUGAACUUAAGUCGAUCUGACAUCAUUUUCUUUGACACGUACAUGACACUUUUCAUCAGCAAAAGCAAAACCGACGUUUAUAGGAAAGGUUCAACGGUGUUUAUUGCAGAAAAUAAUUCCGACUUGUGUCCCGUUAAGAAUCUUAAGCAGUAUUUAGUAAAAGCAGAAAUUGCUGAAAAUUCGGAAAAAUUUAUAUUUCGAGCAAUAACCGCAGGAAAUAAACAGUCCCUGAGAAAAACAAACAAACCUAUCUCGUACACGAGAGCAAGAGAAAUGUUUUUAGAUGUGAUUAAGGAUAUAGGGUUAGAUCCAAGAAAUUUCGGAUUACACAGCCUUCGUUCAGGCGGUGCAUCUGCAGCGGCUAACACUGGAGUUAAUGAUCGGUUAUUCAAACGACAUGGACGUUGGAAGUCAGACCAGGCAAAAGACGGGUAUGUUGAGGAUAACAUAAGUGCUUUACUCUCUGUAUCUCAGACAUUAGGACUUUGA
Messenger RNA from Hydractinia symbiolongicarpus, 1038 nucleotides. RefSeq names its product integrase/recombinase xerD homolog. The transcript has a single exon. Gene Ontology annotation, biological process: DNA recombination; DNA integration. Bases 1 to 1038 code for a protein of 345 amino acids. The record is from RefSeq and is a predicted model, not a curated record. Lineage: Eukaryota; Metazoa; Cnidaria; Hydrozoa; Anthoathecata; Hydractiniidae. Gene Ontology annotation, molecular function: DNA binding.